AUGAUUCUGGAAAUAUCAUCAAAUGUUCUAUGCAGACACAACCUCAAGGCGUCCUUCCGGAUGCUUGGGGUUCCUUCGAAUAGCGAUGCUAAACUUUCUGGAGCAACAAUGAAGACAUUCACUUACAUUCCCAACAGCUCAAACUUCUCAUCUAUGGAGGGGGCAUUGAAGCUUCGAACAAAGUCCCCGUAUUCAGUUAUGUCACGUUUCAACCGCAAGCCACCACUACAAUAAAACAGAAAUGGCACUACGAAGUCAGGCUCUA
Messenger RNA from Panicum virgatum (switchgrass), 265 nucleotides. RefSeq lists its product as uncharacterized. Bases 1 to 234 code for a protein of 77 amino acids. The record is from RefSeq and is a predicted model, not a curated record. The transcript is spliced from 2 exons. Lineage: Eukaryota; Viridiplantae; Streptophyta; Magnoliopsida; Poales; Poaceae.